Didymodactylos carnosus is the source of this 912-nucleotide messenger RNA. Lineage: Eukaryota; Metazoa; Rotifera; Eurotatoria; Philodinida; Philodinidae. The record is from the annotation of a GenBank genome assembly.
AUGUCAAAGACCAUAAACUCUGUCAAUAAUGACUCUCGUCAACAACGGUCAAGCAGCGGAUACUUAUCACUAGAUCUGAAUGCAAGCAUUGACUUAAAUGAAUCAUCAAGAGCCUUUGAAGUAGCUAAAGGUAGUGUUAGUGUGAAAAGAAUGAGUAAAUAUGAACGACAGAAUAGUGUUAAGCCGUCUGGUAACUCUUCUAUAAAAGCAACGAAUGCUCUUAAAGAUGAUGCAAUAGCUCCAGAUAUCCCGGAGCGUCGAGUUACGGUCACUAAAGUAUCACGUUUUGAUUCAGCAAAAUCGAUUGAUUCUUCGAUUGACGAAGAAACUCGCAAAAUAGGUGCAGAAAAACAUCCAAAAGAUACUUGUGCUUCACCAUCGGCAAUAAAUGUCCAUGUUUCAGAAACAGUCACCAGUGCUUUAACCGUAGUUAAACUUCAACGUGGGUGGUUGACCAGAAAUGAUCUUAAAACAAAUCUAAAUGAAACUACACAUCUCAAACCUAUACAACAGCCUAUAUCUGCAAAUGUCAGCAGACAGAAGAACAGUAUUGUCACCGUCAAAAGAUUAUCAAGAACUAUAACUGACGGAGAAAACACGGUAGUUCCAGCGCCAUCAAUGCCACAAUGUACACGAGCAAAAUCAUUAGAAAUACUUAGUGACAGAAAGAUUAGUGGCAACCGAGAAGCUAAAAGCACCAAUCCAAAAAAGAUUAAUAGUCCAAUUUCCGUUACAGUAAAACCUAUAAAAUCUACUUUGAUUCUCAUUGAACGAAAAAGAAGUUCUACCAUUGACAACAUUUCAAACGCCCAAUCCGUAACAGUCAUACCGAUCAAACAAGAGCGAAAAAGUAUCACUGUCAUCAGGCCGCUACAAACUGUUACUGCCAAAGUACACAACUCAAGCACUUGA